This is a messenger RNA of Stomoxys calcitrans (stable fly), 633 nucleotides long. RefSeq lists its product as uncharacterized. The transcript has 2 exons. The record is from RefSeq and is a predicted model, not a curated record. Bases 1 to 633 code for a protein of 210 amino acids. NCBI's taxonomy places the organism in Eukaryota, Metazoa, Arthropoda, Insecta, Diptera, Muscidae.
AUGUUAUACGACUUACAUGCGAAGUGCGUCGAACUUUCUGCAAGAACUGCCGAUAACAUAAGAGAAGACAAAGGACUUCGUUGGUGUUGUGCAAAGUGCAAAGAAUUCAAUGUUGAGUUAUAUGCAUUUUUUAAGAAUACUCGCAGUGAAUUCGAAACAAUAAAUAAUGAACUAAAUAAUAUAAACGCAGUUCCAUCUAAUAUUGAAAUUCCAACGGAUCAACAACCAUCAACCAGUUUAGUCGCCGACUACACUAGACUUAAUACUCUGCCGCCUUCUGGCCUAUUGACUCCAUCGAACACAGCUGCUUUAUCCAGUGCUCCUAGUGCCUCUGCCUUACCGUCUGGAACAACAACAUUUUACACUCCACAGGCUACACCCAAACUACCAACUACGACUCCUAAACCACUUAAAGUUGCCCCGAAUAAGAAAGCGAUUUUUGCAGCGAAGUUCGCUGCUGAAACUUCCACUGAUGGCAUGUUAUUUUAUAUAAAACCCAAGAUUGACAUUGAUGUUGAAUUGAGUGUUUACAAAUUUAAGUGCCAUGAAAGGCAGACGCGCAAGGAGCAGUGUUUCAUGUGUCCAAAAGUUGGUUCGUUCAUGCGUUCGUUUGUGGGUGUUGCCUUGUCAUAA